UGGCGCAGAAGUAUAAAUUGCACUUUAGAAGUCCGGCCCAGAUUGCCACAAAGAUUUCUUUGUUCUUUUCAAGCCACUCACGCAAAGCGCUGCGACUUCGGUUUUUGCUUUAUUUAUUCUUUUCUUUUCUUUUGUUUGUUAAAAGUUAUCAGACCGUUUCAGGCGCGCUACUUUGAAUUCAAGAACGACCAAGUUCGUUUAAGCUAUAUUGUAGUCGAGUGAACUUAUACUGCUCCCACCAAAGUUCGGACCUAGCCACGUGCGUCUGUCACACCAGCAGUAACCCAAAGGACAUCAAAACCACAACUAAACCCAGCUCACAGCCUACCACUGCAAGUUUUCUUCAAACCAAGCCAAUUGAGGGCGGACCUCUGGAGAAAUUCCCUGGCAGAGAAAGUGACCGGCAGAUGGUGUUAAGCCGUCUCGACCGAGAACGCACGAAGUUCAGCCAGCGUGAGGCCGGCCCGAACACCAACCGGCUGGAGAAACAACAAGCAGUGGGUGUUUGUCAAUGAGAAGGCCUACCAGGUGAGAGACACAGCUAUUGAAUCCUCAGUGAUGACCAAAGUCAAAGGUUUGGGAAUCUAUAACGACAAGGUCAUGGAUGUUGCAGACUACGUCACUCCUACACAGGGAGCUUCAGUCUUUUGCAUCAUCACCAAAAUGAUCACUACAGAGAACCAAGUCCAAGGAUACUGCCCAGAGAGUGAGAAAAAGUAUAAUUGUGCCAAAGAAAGUGACUGCACAAAGCACCUCAACAAGCCAGGAAGUUAUGGAAUUCUUACAGGGAAAUGUGUUCCUUUCAACACCACAGUCAACAGAUGUGAGAUAAAAGGAUGGUGUCCUGCCGAAAUCGACACCAUCAAGACUACGCCAAUGAUGGAAGUUGAGAAUUUUACCAUUUUCAUUAAGAAUAGCAUCCGCUUCCCAACCUUCAACUACACCAAAGGAAACUUCCUUCCUACCAUCACUGAUGAUUACAUCAAAAAAUGUAACUUUGACAUGGUCAACAACACCUACUGCCCCAUCUUCAGAGUGGGAGAUGUCGUCCGCUACGCACAGCAGAACUUCACUAAACUGGCAGACAAGGGAGGAGUGAUUGGAAUAAAGAUCGGCUGGAUAUGUGAUCUGGACAAGUCAGAUGACCAGUGUAACCCUUCAUACUCAUUCACCCGACUGGAUGCCAUGUCACAGAAGAAUGAUGUCUCACCUGGCUACAAUUUCAGGUUUGCCAAAUAUUAUAAGAUGGAUAAUGGGACGGACUACCGCACUCUGGUCAAAGCCUAUGCUAUUAGGUUUGAUGUUCUGGUCAAUGGAAAUGCAGGGAAGUUCAACAUGAUCCCUACGCUCAUUAACAUGGUGGCAGCCUUCACAUCAGUGGGAGUGGGCACAGUGCUGUGUGACAUCAUACUGCUGAACUUCCUGAAAGGAGCAGAGCAAUACAAGGCCAAGAAAUUUGAAGAGGUGUCAGACAGCCCGCUGGGUACCCAAAGCCAUGGGCUGUACUGCUCCCAGUUGUCACUCAGACAUAACGAGACCAUCAUGAGGUCCACUGACUCAGGGGCAUUUUCAAUUGAUCAUUACAGCUGAAUGGACAGAAGCUACAGCCAAUGGUCAGGGAGCAGUAGACUGAGGACGACAGAUGUGGGUUGGGUUUCUCUAAAAAUUGGCCAGCAUGGUAGCCCAGUGGACAGCACUGUGGCCUCACAGCAAGAAGGUUCAGAACUUGGUCAGCCCAGCCCUUUCUGUGUGGAGUUUGCAUGUUCAAGUCCCUUUCAUUUCAAACUGUGGAUUGUCUAUUGCUUGCACUUCUAGUUUUGUAAUUGUUUCCAUUAUGCUAUGCAGUGCUGUAAAAUAUACUCGUUUUUUUUUUUAUGCAUCACAAUGACAUGCUCUGUCAACAAAUUAAAGUGUACAGUAAAAGCGUAA
Molecule: messenger RNA, 1929 nt
Organism: Micropterus dolomieu (smallmouth bass)
Lineage: Eukaryota; Metazoa; Chordata; Actinopteri; Centrarchiformes; Centrarchidae
Gene: p2rx3b
Product: purinergic receptor P2X, ligand-gated ion channel, 3b
Exons: 13
Coding region: 559-1590 (343 amino acids)
Biological process (GO): monoatomic cation transmembrane transport; response to ATP
Cellular component (GO): plasma membrane; nuclear inner membrane
Molecular function (GO): extracellularly ATP-gated monoatomic cation channel activity; purinergic nucleotide receptor activity; ATP binding
Source: RefSeq, a predicted model, not a curated record